GUCCACAUGAAAUUAAGAGGAAAAGAAGAAGAAAAAAGUUUAGAGAUGGGAGGAAAGAUCAAAGAAAUUAAGAGGAAAAGAAAAAAGAAAAAAGAAGUUUAGAGAUGGAAGAAAAGAUCAAAGAUAUUGAAGUAGAAAGUUCCUUAGCUCCUACAUUCCUCCAUUCAUAGCAACCCGUUGGAAGGAUCAAAAUAUUAUUCAAAGUUCACGUAGAAUAAGUUGCUAACUAAACUUCAAGUCAUGACUUUUAAUUUCUUUCAAUCACCAGUCUCUCUAUCUCUAGCUCCCUUAUUGUCCCACUAGUUUAUAUAAUCGACUUCAAUUAAUUUGGGAUAUUACAUGUUUCUAGUUUGACGAGUACUAACAACUUAUAUCAGGUUCAAUUAAGAAUAUUGAAGUGAAGAAAAAGGAAAAUGGAAGCAAAUCAGAAACCCAAAUCAGUAGGAGCUCUACUUACUCCUACAAUCAUGCAAACUCCAAUGCCAGAUUCUACGGUUCUCCUUGAAGAACUCUUGUGGAGGGCAUUAGAUUUUGCAACUCUCAGACAAAGCUCUGUCUCUUUUUUUGACAUAGGAAAGACAGAGUCAGUAGUUUCGCGUUGGACAAGGGCUAAAAUCCGGGCUUCCAAGGUUGGAAAGGGCUUGUCAAAGGAUGGGAAAGGCCAAACACUAAAUUACAGGCACUGGUUAGAAGCUAUAGAUCCACGCCACCGGUAUGGCGUGAACCUAAAUCGUUAUUAUGAAGUGUGGUGCAACAGCGAAAGCUCACAACCAUUUUUCUACUGGCUAGAUUUUGGUGACGGAAAAGAAGCAAUUGCCCAGAAAUGUUCGAGGAGUGAUCUACAAUCCCAAUGCAUUAAGUAUCUCGGACCAAAAGAGAGGGAAGCAUAUGAAGUAACUCUAAAGAAUGGAAAAUUUAUGUACACCAAAACUGGUGUUUAUGUGGACACAGUUGAGGGUACUAAAUGGAUGUUUGUGCUUAGCACCUCAAGGACCUUAUAUGUUGGAGAGAAGCAAAGACACCAUUUUCACCACUCCAGUUUUCUAGCUGGAGGUGCUUCUCUUUCGUCUGGAAGAUUGGUUGUGUCCAAGGGAGAGCUCGAGGCUAUAUGGGCAUACAGUGGUCAUUAUAGGCCAACAGAAGUGCAUUUUGAGGAGUUAAUAACCUUUCUUGAGGAGCACCAUGUUGACCUCACCAAUGUUAAGAAAUACUCAAUAGAUGAUGACACACUCCCCAAGCCAAAAAUUUCAAGCCUUACAAAUGAAUCAAAAGAUGAUGGCACCAAAAAUUCCACUGAUGAAGUCAUUCCAAAUGCUGCCUAGCUCAAGGAUUACAGAAAAUCCUUUUGAUUGGUGCAAUAAAACUCUUAUCUAAGAUUAAUUUUGGAAGUUCAGUAGUUCACUAAUAUUGUUUGACUCCAAUAAGAAGUAGCUGCAAAGAGAAAAUGCAAACAGCUUCAUGUAAACAAAAUAACGGGAAACUAUGACCAAAGAAUUCUUUAUCAA
Lycium ferocissimum is the source of this 1505-nucleotide messenger RNA. Its product is annotated as IQ domain-containing protein IQM6-like. The transcript is spliced from 8 exons. NCBI's taxonomy places the organism in Eukaryota, Viridiplantae, Streptophyta, Magnoliopsida, Solanales, Solanaceae. The record is from RefSeq and is a predicted model, not a curated record. Bases 414 to 1322 code for a protein of 302 amino acids.